AUGACGAAGGUGGAAAUUCCGCUCAAGAACAAAUCGGACCCAUCGGAAACAUUCAUUCAAAACGAGAAGGACGUUGAGGUGCGGGUACGGGCACCAAAAAAGGUGUUGCAUUUUAGCGAUGGCACGUUGGAAGAGUUCAGCGACGAUGAGGAGGAUCAGGUCGAUAAACCGGAACCAAUCUCGGUGGAUGAGUCUAAACUGAACUGGAGCGAAUGGAUGCGUUACAAGACGUGCAAGCUGGGAAACACCGUGCUGGCCGGGUGUGAUUAUGUCGGUGAAGGACUCGCUUCGUUCCUGGGCAUCACAACACCGAAAUACAGCUAUGAGAUCGAAGAAUUCAAACGGAUGCAAGCGGAGCAGCAGGCUGAAGAUCGUGCAAUCCAAACGUUCGUCGAGCAAAACCGUCCCCAGCAUACGAGCCACAGUGUUUUACAAGCACCAUCCGCCACCAGCUCGACGGCAAUGACAAACGCAAAGAACACCAAAGACAGUAGUGAAGUGUGUGUGGAAAACGAAAUUCAAAAAUUCUGA
This is a messenger RNA of Anopheles marshallii, 531 nucleotides long. RefSeq names its product protein FAM177A1. Lineage: Eukaryota; Metazoa; Arthropoda; Insecta; Diptera; Culicidae. Bases 1 to 531 code for a protein of 176 amino acids. The transcript is spliced from 2 exons. The record is from RefSeq and is a predicted model, not a curated record.